ACUAGGGGGUCUAUGGUCCCGUGUCCGUAUAGCCUUUCUCACAGAAUAAGAAAGUGGGUUGGGUUUGUAGGCUUCUGUUGUGAAUGCUAGUUUCAGUUAGCUAACUAGAUAGUCAGCAAAGAAGCUAGCCAAGGCGGCUUAACUUUAUUAUUUUACAAUGUUUCAGCUUCACUUUGCACGUAGAUUACGUACUGGUAUUUCGCAAACGUUUAGUAUCCAAUUUGCUGCCCUCCGACGUGGGAGGCCUGCUUCUCACGCGUGUAGAAGGCUGCCAUUGAAGACCCAAGAGCAAUUGUAUCACACUGCCAAAAGGUCGUUUCUCAAUGAUGCGUCUAACAAGGUACAGUUAGCCUCUAUACAGCGGAUGGACCGCAACUUGUCUACAUCCUCCACCUGCCACUCUGAAGAGGGGAAGCUGAUCUAUUCAGGGAGCCUCGGCAACGCUGUUCGAGGUGUGAAGAUGUUCUCCUACACCAGUAGCGGGGCCAGCCUUUGUGUGAUGCCAUACAUCCUUCUGAAGACGGGCAUCGGUGUUCAGAGUCUGGUGCUGAAAGGUGCCUUCUGCGGUGUCAUCGGUUUCUUUACAUUCCUGACUCCAAUCCUCCUCCACAUCAUCACCAAAGGCUAUGUGGUCCGCCUGUACCACAACCAGGACACUGACACAUACACAGCUGUCACUUACAAUGUCCUCCUGAUGGAGAAAAAGACUGUGUUCCGUCAGAGUGAGGUCAAGAUACCGAGUGUCAGCAAAAUGUUAACCACAUUCUAUGCCGACAAGAAGUCUAUGCUUGUGAACCCGAUGCUGUUCCCACUUCCUCAUGACUAUAACCACCUCAUGGGUUACGAUAAGCCCUUUUCAUUUGAUACGGAAGACUUGGAUGAUCAUCCAAAUAAAAGUUAAUCGAUUUCUACAGAUAAUGGCAGUCUAAACUGCUGAAUGGUGUGUGUGUGUGUGUGUGUGUGUGUGUGUCUACAACUAACUUAAAGUGUAGUCGCAAUAGCAUGUUAAAGAGAACCAUUGAAAUGUUGGUGACUAGGAAGAGGUCAUGUACAGAUGUAGAGGAGUAUUAUGGUAAAAAAAAAAAGGCUAAUGGAUAAUGUCAUUGUUGGAAAAGUACAUUUUGCCUGACAUGACUGUUUUGAGUUUUUUUUGUGUUUUUCUGCUUCAAACAAUGCCUCUCUUCAGAAAAACACUGCCAGUUUUCUGAUGGAAAAAGGACAAGUUCCUACUUAUGUUUGGGCACUGUCUAGCAGUUUGUAUAUUGCAUGAAAACAGGAGACCGGCAGUCAAACCAUUGAGUAUCUUUCCAUUUCAGUUGCAAUAAUUACCAUAAUGUUUCAAAUCCUGGGUAUUGUUUUAAGUUUUUUGGCUGCUUAUGGACAGAGAUUGCUUUGCUUUUCAGAACGUAUCGAAGCCUGGUAUACUUGGCAUGGUAGGACAGCACUUUCCAUAUACUUAUCUAGUGUGACCAAAUAGAGAAGAAUGUACAACAUUUUAUAACAUUUAGAUAAAUCUAGUAAGGUAGUACCAGAACUACUAGGUGUCUGGAAGUUGUUUGCUAUAUUUAAUCUGACACUUUUACCAGGGGCAAUUUUUAAAUCUUCUGACAAUGUCACCCUGCAACAAUGGAGUGACAGUAUUUGCAGUUACCUACUCAGUGAUUUCAUGUGAGAAUUUAAGUUGAUUUAUUUUUCAAUAUACAUUGUAAACACUU
Oncorhynchus tshawytscha (Chinook salmon) is the source of this 1715-nucleotide messenger RNA. It is a transcript of the gene tmem70, whose product is annotated as transmembrane protein 70. The record is from RefSeq and is a predicted model, not a curated record. The transcript is spliced from 3 exons. Bases 158 to 901 code for a protein of 247 amino acids. NCBI's taxonomy places the organism in Eukaryota, Metazoa, Chordata, Actinopteri, Salmoniformes, Salmonidae. Gene Ontology annotation, biological process: mitochondrial proton-transporting ATP synthase complex assembly. Gene Ontology annotation, cellular component: mitochondrial membrane.